Molecule: messenger RNA, 4651 nt
Organism: Salpingoeca rosetta
Lineage: Eukaryota; Choanoflagellata; Craspedida; Salpingoecidae
Exons: 20
Coding region: 233-4651 (1472 amino acids)
Cellular component (GO): Cul2-RING ubiquitin ligase complex
Source: RefSeq, a predicted model, not a curated record
CACAAUCGCUGCAACCGACAACAGCAGCAGCACAACGCGCACACAAACACACCUCUCCCCACACCAUCACCACGCUCCUCACCCCACCCAAGCACAACUUGCAGCUCACACAUCACAACAACAUCACCGGCAACACCGAACGCCAACAACUAACACGCCCACAGAUCGGCCCUUUCUUUGCUUUGUCAAGCCAAGAGAGCGGUGCUGUUGUGCCUUGGGUUGCGGCAGAGCCAUGCCGCCGCCAGCACCGAAUGAUGGCACCACCACCAACAACCCCACAAGCAGCAACAAUGGCCGCAGGGUCGGGCGUAUCUUGUCGAACAUGACGGGUGAGACCAUCGUGCCCGACAGGCUGGCCACAUCAUCGACAGGCACCGUGCCGUCGCUGGCUCGCCUAUGCACGCGCUUGCUGGCACACAUUGCCAUCUCGGAGCUGAGCCAGUCAGCAGAAGCACGAACACUGCUCGAGCAGCUGCGCAACCAGCCGGCGCUCGACGUCAUCGAAGAGAUCCACGACAGAGGAAAGGCUUGUCGAAGCCUUGCGCCGCUGUCGACCCCACUCGACGACAGGGCCAUGAAGACCAUCAUGCCUCGUUGGAACACGUACACCCCAUCGCAGCUCGCUGCCUGCCACCAGAAUUUCUUCUCCACCCACACCAUCAGCCACUCGGACAUGGACAUCUUCAAGCCGCUGUGGAAGCUGCUGCCGCCGUCGUGUGCGUUUGUGGACUUUGCCCGCGAAAGCGGCCACGUGCGGCGCCGCAAUGCGCAGAAGGAACUGCAGGACGAGCAGUUGCGCUCGCGCGUGUUCCAGGAGGCCGAGGAGCAGCACGCAGAGGCGCAGCGCAAGCAUGAAGAGUACUACUUGCGCCGCCAGAAACAACACCGCACAACUGUCGGUGGUGGUGACGCCAGUGCUCGUGUCGACAUCACAAGAACAGCUGGCACCAACACCACCACAACCACCGCUGCAGUCAACAAUCAGAUGGCCACGGAAGAGGACGAACCAGCACCAACACCAGCACCAGCACCAGCACGCAAUGGUGGUGGGGGUCAUGGUGCCACUGCUCACCAAGGGCGCAGCACGGACGUCGGUCAGGGUGCUGGUAGUGAGCAGUGGCCAGUGGGUAUCGUGCAACGCACCCGCAACAGCAGACUGAGUGCAGAGGAGAGCGCAUCUCCAUCUCGACCAGCCAGCGCCAGCGCCAGCAUAGCCGCGGGGACCACGUCGUCGCGUCGCCGAGCCAUGUCCGCACAGGCCGGCGAUCCCUAUGCACCACCGCCAUCGCCAUCGCCAACCCGAGCGACCGUGACACCAGCGACGGUGACGGUGGUGACGACAACUGCACCGCGGCGGGCGACUCACGCACCAGCCGGUAAUGCCCUGUCACGCUCAUCGCAAGCAGAGGUGCCUGUUGCAGGCGCCACUCGUCAGCGCAUGGUAUGUGAUGGCGACUAUGGCUACGGCUACGACGAUGAUGAUGACUACUACGAUGAUGAUGACGACGAGUACUAUGAUGAUGACGACGACGAUGACGACGAUGAUUGUGACAGUCGUGAUGGAGACGGCAGGUCCGGCCGUGACGGUGAUGGGAGCGACGAGGAUGACGGCCCUGUGUUCCAGCUCAUCGGCGCCUCUGCAGAGUCGUGUCGCGACGAGGAGGCUCUAGCUGUGCUGUGCAGGGCCCUCGCCUACGAUGAUGCCUGCAGGCAAGGCUUCCGUACGAAGCACCGGCGUGCAAUGCAAGCGGGGUUGUCCGCUUCGAUGUCGGCGUCGACAACAGCGUCAACUGCAACACCCGUCACCCCCGGCGAGCUGGCUGAUGGUGGCGAUGGUGGUGCUGUCGACAACGGUGACAAUGCCAGUGGCCGCGGUGGGAAUACAGCCAUGGAUGCAACCCCAGACCGCCCCGACGACGACGACGAUGACGACGACGACGAUGGUGACGGUGGUGAUGGUGAUGGUGAUGAUGAUGAUGAUGAUGACGGCCGAGGCGGCAAUGCUGGGGACGCGAGUGGCGUCAGCGAGCAUGAAGGACACCACGGCACUGCCUCUGCCGGUCGCAUGACAGCGUCCCGUGGCGGCCCAUCAGCAACAGCAACAGCAGCAGCGAGCAGCAGCAGCGCUGGACGCGCUCGUACCGUCAGCAGCGGCAGUGGCGGAAAACGGAGUGGUGCCUGCAGGCAUGAUGACGAUUACCGCACAGACACUGGCGAUCGUGUCGAUACAGCAGCGGAUGCCGUCAUGCACGACCACGGCCGAGGCGAUGGCGCGGUGGCUACUGCUGCUACUGCCGCUGCUGCUGCUCAUGAUGAUGACGAUGGUGAUGAUGACGAUGGAGACGGGGACGAUCAAGGUGGUGUUGGUCGACGCGGGGAGGAAGGCGGAAGCGACACGAGUCGGCUUGCGGCGCAGCUGGAGACGACAACGCUUCCUGUGAAGAUCCGCAAGACGGUCGGUAGUGGUCGUGCGCCUUCGCGCCCGCAGCCGCAACACCAACAAGUACAGCAGCCACAACAGCAGUCACAAGCACAGCAGCCACAGCAGCCACAGCAGCCACAAGCACAGCAGCAACCUCAACAGCAGCCACAGCAGUCACAAGCACAGCAGCAACCUCAACAGCAGCCGGAACAACUGCAGGCGAGUGAGGCCACAGCAGAGCGUGUGCAAGCACAUGAGCACGUUGAUGAUGUAAUUGUGUGGUGGGACGGAGUGGAUAUGCGCACCACCAUCUAUCCGUCAGAGCGCCGCGUUCGCACUCUCCUCAAGGGGCGCCGCUAUUCGUUCACGGAGAGGCAGGUGUUCUCGGAGGUGCACCUGCACUACUGCAAGGAUCUGAAGCGGCAGGGUCUCUCGGCACUCGUUGACCAUCCCAUCAUUGCCUUCUCUUUCACACACGCGCGCCUCAGUACCACGUUCUUCUACCGGGCAACACUCAACUGGUCCGAGUCCCUCGGGUAUCUUGACAUCACCAGCUGCGGCGGUGUCAGGAACGACCAGAUUUACCACGCCAUCGCAAACCUCCAUGCCCUUCGUGUCCUCAACAUCAGCGACACAAAGAUCCGGGCUCUUCCUCCACUCCGUCGGCUUGAAGUCCUCCACGCAGAGGGAACGCGCCUCAACACGCAAGAGGUGAUUACGCUGGCACAGCAUUCGCGGUACCUGCGAGAGCUGUAUGUUCAGCUGACGGACGUUGGUGUGGACGUGAUCAGUGCACUGUGCAUCAUGCCAAACCUCGAAGCCCUCGGCCUCGCUGCUGCUCCAGGGUUUUCCAUCCACACACAGGGCACCGUGUUUGAUGCUGCCCACGCAACGCGCGUGCACAACUUCUUUGACCGCCACAUCUUCGACCUCUCCACGAAGAAGCUGCGGUGGCUCGACGUCUCCUUUACAUCAGCACCCGUCGGCUUUGUGCAGCGGGUGGCUGAGCGGUUUCCGACGCUGGAGUACCUCGGGGUGUUUGGCACAGCGGCACAGGACGCCGUGCCCGCAGCCAUCCCGCGCCCGCUCACCGUCGGCUGCUCAACACGCACCAGGGCUGAGGUGACGACGGCAUAUCUGCAGACACCGCUGUGCAUGCCGAGCAUUGAGCUGCAGGCGCUGCUGCGGGCGGUGUAUGUGGUGCUCCCGCGCAACGGCGACAGAGAAGAGAUGCGCGGAGCAACACACGACCCUCUCCUCCAGCGGCUGGUGGACACGUUGUGGUACCGCAUGGAGGACACGCCGCUCGUCCUCGUCAUCACUGCGGUGCUGUACUAUGUGCUGCUCCACCGCGACCCCGAGCGCCACCUUGCGCGCGUCCGCCGUGAUGCCCUGUGCGCUCUCAAGCGAACCCUGUGUGUCCACAGCAACGAGGAGCAGAUUGUCAAGAACAUUUGUCUGUCCCUCCAGAACUUUGAAGUCUGGAGCGAGCUGUCGGAGUUUGCGCUUGAGCUGGCGUCCACACUGACCGGCGCAGCAGAGACGUUUACGGACAACACAAUUCGCAGCUUUGCGCUGCUGAUUGUUUCCCGCGAGAUUGCGACGCUGUCGCACCCGAUUCGCCUCAAGCUUGUUGGCCAAGAGGACAUCAUGAACAGAAUGCUGGUGUUGAUCGACUCCACCAUUCAGCGGCUGCCCGAACAAAACAGAGAUCUGCUGUUGCAGCAGGUGCAGCACUGCUGGCUGUUUAUGUGGAACAUUACAGAUGAGUCCCCGGCCAUCUGCCGCCUUGCCCUCGCCGACCCAGACUGCAUCCGCCUUCUCCGCGUAACCAUGCAGGCUGACUGGGCGGGGCAGCCCACGGUGCACAACAUCAUGGGUUUCCUGGCGAAUGUGUCGGAGGUGCCGGAGUUGCGCCCGCGCUUCUUCGAGCUCAACCUCGUCUCCCUCAUUGUGGACGCCAUCACCCGCCACACGGGCCAAGGGCUGGCGGUGACGUACAAUGCGACUGGCAUCAUCUGCCACCUGGCCACGCACGUGACAUUGUGGGAAGGCCACGACCCUUCGCUCGAAACGGCGCUGGAGGCUGUGCGCACAUGCAUCGAUGAAUGGUCCAUCACCACAUCAAGCCAGAUCAAUUACAGGGGUAACGCCGUCCCUUUCAGCGUCGGCAGAAAAAUUGAUUUCAAAGGAGGCAACCCCAAGGUUUCCGUCCUACAGAAAAGGUGA